This is a messenger RNA of Prunus persica (peach), 2071 nucleotides long. RefSeq names its product F-box/LRR-repeat protein At3g26922. The record is from RefSeq and is a predicted model, not a curated record. The transcript is spliced from 5 exons. Gene Ontology annotation, molecular function: protein binding. The coding region runs from base 445 to 1881 and encodes 478 amino acids. Lineage: Eukaryota; Viridiplantae; Streptophyta; Magnoliopsida; Rosales; Rosaceae.
AACAAAAAAAACAUGUACUUAAGUGAAGAACAAAACCAGAACUGAAGGGCAAAGCAGGCAAACAGUUGCCAACGUUGGACUGGACGAGGAUAUCAUCACUCAGCAAAAUCCCAAUGAGGAUGGGCACCUGUGAGCCGCUGUUUUUGUUGGCUCCUCGAAAUUGAUCAAAACUGGGCAGAGCCUUCGAAACAUCAGCCAUUCUUCCUCAAAGCCUCGUUCUUUGGCCGGGAGAUAUCUCUUGUUCAGCAAAACCACAACUUUUGAAUCAAGUUCACGCCUCAAUUUUCUUCAAAGCCUCAAUCUUGAGCCAGAUACCAACAAGGGUAGCUUUAGCUUCCGCCUGAAGAACUCAAUGAGCCAUAAGGCUGAGAUUUUUCCCUGCUGAUAAAGCUCGCUGAUGAGUUCUGGUCAUAACCCAGAAGAAAAGGAAAAAAAAAGAAAGCAAUGCAGGGUGAUUACAUCUUGAGAAAGAGUAACAAAAGUAAGUAUGAUUACCACCUGGCAGACCGAAUCAGUGAGUUGGCAGAUGAAAUUCUUGUUAGUAUACUGACUCUCCUGCCGCUAAAUGAAGCAGCAACUACUAGUAUCCUUUCUAAGCGAUGGCGGUAUCUGUGUCAGUAUGUAUUGGCAUCUACUAUGACUCUCAAAUUUGAUGCUGAGAAAACUUCAUGCAGUUUGAUUGACCUCAAUCGAGAAGAACGAGAACAGAAAAUCCGUAGGUAUGUUGCUUGGGUGAAUAGUGUGGUGGAGCAGCAUACAUGGCCAAAUAUUGAACAAUUCAGGAUUGCUUUUGAUUUGGAUAAUAGCUUUUCAAGUUCCAUUAAUAAAUGGAUUCAAUUUGCACUGAAAAAAAGAGUUCAAAUUCUUGAGUUGGACUUCUCAGAAAAUGGCAUUCAUCAUAGACAGAAAUCCUGCUAUAAUUUUCCCCAUGAACUUUUAGGUCUCAACAGAGGGUCUACUUCUACAGCUGUGUGUUGUGAAAUUCCAAGUCUAAACCCUUGUGUAUACCUUGGCUUAAAGUCAAUCAGAGUUCUUCAUUUCAAUUUUGUUGAUGUGGCUGAAGAAGUUCUUGAGUGCUUCUUGUCUAAUUGCCCAGUUCUUGAACGGUUAUCAGUGUUUCACUCCCCAAAUUUGGUAAAUUUAAGGGUUGUUGGUCCAUCGAUUGCAUUGAAGUACCUAGUAAUUCGACAAUGUAACAGCCUUGAAAGCAUUGAGAUUUGUGAUGCAAACCUGGUUUCACUCAGUUAUGUUGGAAAUGAGAUAAGCUUGCUUCUUAGGAAUGUGCCGCUGCUUGUUGAGGUAUCCAUUUCUGAGGACUGUAUCUGCAAUAAUUUCAUAGAGGUUGCCUUCACUCAACUUUCGUGCUGUCUUUCUCAGCUAGAGAUUCUCAAACUGACUGAUCAAAUAGUGCCCUACAAGAGGGAUCAUAUAUUUCCUAUAUUAGCAAAUCUAAAGCAUUUGGAAAUGAUAUUUGAAGAAGACAAUGUUUGUGGCCUUCUUCAGUUAACUUCCUUCUUUAGGGCAUCUCCGUGCCUGCACAGACUUGUGUUGUACUUGCAGAAAAUCAGUCUCAAUGAGGUAGAUAUUUGUGUCAGGAAUGAAUAUUCAGAGAUGGACUACACAAAAUCCAUGAGAAGGAAAAUAAAAUAUAAGAAGGCCAAAUGCUCCCAUAAUUACCUGAAGAUAGUGGAAUUGGUAGGGUAUGAUGGUCACACAAGUGAUUUUGAACUUGUCAAGUACUUGGCAAAGACUGCUGUGAAACUGGAGAAAAUUGUGAUAAAAGGAGAAGAGGAGGGCCCAUGGAGAAAAAUGGCAAGAGAUGUUGCUAUGCACCGGCUUAAAGAAAAGGUUCCUUCAACUAUAGAAUUUGUAUACCGGUAGGCAGUAGGAGUGCAGUGCUUAAAUUAUCUAGAGAAUUUGUUGGUAAUUGGUGGUUAAAUUAACAAACAUUUUAAGGUUUGUUUUAUUGAUUUUAGGAAAUAAGUUAAGAAUGAGGUUCAACGAAUAUGGAAUGGACUGAGAGGUUGAGGACUUAUUGAUCAAAUCCAAAAUAAGUUUAUUUUCCUUUCAA